CGCGCGGCAGAGACAAGAACACAGUCCAGAUUCAGAUUAUCAUGCGGAGACGGUCAUACACGCACUAGGUGUUAAAAUAUUGUAACAAUUAAAAAAAGAAGAGAAAAAAAGAAACAAAUUUGCUGACAGGUGUUUAGCUACAUUAAAUCAUUCGCAAGUCCUCAGUUGUUCUGCUUGACUGACAAAAGAUGCUCACAGACAUUAUAGAAGAGGAAUUUGAUAUCAAAGAGGAAGAGCCAUGGUACGACCAUCAAGAUCUGGAACACGAUCUUCAUUUGGCUGCUGAAUUGGGUAAAAAUUUACUGGAGCAGAACAGAGACUUGGAAGAGACGCUCCAACAAAUGUACAUUACCAACCAGGAACACAUACAGGAGAUAGAGUAUCUUUCUAAGCAGGUGGAUUUGCUGAGGUCAGUGAACGAUCAGCAUGCUAAAGUCUACGAGCAGCUGGAUUCAGCCGCGCAAGAACUGGAGCUGAAAAACCAAAGACUGGUGCUGGAGAACAGAGCGGCUCAGACGAAGAUUGAAGGACUCACAGAGACGGUUGAAGGGCUGCAGACUCAGGUGGAGGAGCUCCAGAGAGACUUACAGAAGCUGAAGCUGGUUUCUGCUGAACAGACCAGGUCCAGUGGUUGCGAUAGUGUUCAGAGUCUCACAUGCUGCAAGGAGAACUGUCGCUUACACAAGUACAUUUCCCAUGAGCGCCCUAUUUCCACCAGCCGCUCGUCUCUGAAGAGCGAGGAACAGGACGAGUACUGGGAGCUCAAGCGCUCGGUUGAUUCCCUGCAGAUGCAGUUGAGCACAGAGCGCGCUCAGAGAGAGGCGGCCGAGCAGGAAGCUGACGCUCUGGCGCAUGAACUCAGCCAGCUGGAGCCCAAAGCGACGCUGCUGGGAGUCUACAAGGAGCGCCUGGCCGAGAUGGAGGCUGAAGUUCAGGAGCUCCGCCUACUUUUGCGCUCAAGCAAAGACAACGUGUUCCUCCCAUUGGAUGAUGAAGUGGGCGGGGCCAGGCACAAGGGGCGGAGCCUGCAACGCUGCAGCAGCGAGAGGCAGUUGCUUAGUGACGAGCAGCCAGAAAUGAAGCAUCAUGGUAUCUCGCUGCUGAAUGAGGUGGAUGCUCAAUACACCGCCCUGCAGGAGAAAUACGACACGCUGCUGCGCCGCUGCCAGGGCGGGAUGUUGUCAGAGAACCAAAAAACUGCCCAAACGCACACACUCUCGCAGGGUGUAAACACACAGAAUGAUUCCCAGCAGCCCGAGUACAAAGCUCUGUUUCAGGAGAUUUUCACCUUUAUCCAAAAGAGCAAAAAGGACCUGAAGGAGAACAGGAGCAAGUCAGGUCAGGCUGAAUGAGGCACUGAUCUGCAUCUAUAGUAUAAAGAACUAGUAUAAACCCCUUAAAGAUAUGAUUCCACACAUUUAUGCCAGGUAGCAUUUGCUUUUAUUGCAACUUUUAUUAUCUGGUUAGUGUAUAUAAAGCACUUUUGUAAAUAUUUCUCAAUGUUACUGUAAAACAAAAAGCUGUAAACUUAAACAUACUGUAACUAAUUUCUGAAUCUUUGUGUAUUUAUAGUGGGGUGAAUCUCACAAAAACACUUUCAGGUUAUAUAUUACUACAUAAUCAGUAGAAAAAGAUGAUAUUAGCUUAAAUACAAUUAAAAUAAAAUAAAAAUGCAAUAAAAAUACAAUAAAGUCUUUUUUGCCAAUUUAAAAAAAAACACUUUUACUAUUUAAAUAUAUCAUUUGUCUGCAUCAUAGUAAUGUGAAAGAGUGAAAUGUGCUUAUUUGCCUUGAAAAUAAUGAAACGCAAUAAUCAUAAUGAUACAAAAAGAGUCUUUAUUUAAUAUUUUCUUUUGAAAAUUGAGAUUUACUAGACUUGCUGUAUCCUGUCGGUCAUACGCUACCCGCAGUUUAUGAACAGUAAGAUUUUAAAUGUUUCGUUCACCAAGCCUGCAUUUAUUUGAUCCAAAGAACAACAAAAACUGUACAAAUUUUGAAAUAUUUUCACUGUUUAAAAUAACUGCUUUCUAUUUGAAUAUAUUUAAAAAUGUAAUUUAUUCCUGUGAUCAAAGCUGAAUUUUCAGCAUCAUUACUUCACACUUCAGUGUCACAUGAUCCUUCAGAAAUCAUUAUAUGCUGAUUUGCUGCUCAAGAAACAUUUUUUAUUAUUAUCAAUAUUUAAAACAGAUUUUUUUGGUGAACAAAAAGGUCCAAAGAUCAGUAUUUAUCUAAAAUAAAAAGUUUUUGUUACAUUAUACACUAUACCAUUUAAAAGCUUGGAGUCAGUAUAAUUUUUUUGGGAAAGAAAUUAUAGUUUGUUUAGCAAGGAUGCUUUAAAUUGAUCAAAAGUGAUGAUAAAGACAUUUUUAUUGUUACAAAAGAUUUGAGAUAAAUGCUGUUCUUCUGAACUUUCUAUUCAUCAAAGAAACCCGAAAAAAUGUACUGUUUUCAACAUAAUAAUAAUAAUAAUAAAUGUUUUUGAGCAGCAAAUCAGAAUAUAAGAAUGAUUUCUAAAGGAUCAUGUGACUGGAGUAAUGAUGCUAAAAAUUCAGCUUUGAAAUCACAGGAAUAAAUUACAUUUUAAAAUAUAUUCAAGUAGAAAACAGUUAUUUAAAUAGUACAAAUAUUUCAAUUUUUUUUUGCUGCAUCAAAUAAAUGCAGGCUUGGUGAGCAGAAGAGACUUAUUUAAAAAACAAAAAAAUCUUAUGUUCAAAAUCUUUUGACUGAAAGUGUAUCCAUUUAGUCAUUAACUGAUCUGUGCAUUUGUUGCAUCUGUUAAGGGAAAUACAUAAUCUUGAAGAUGUCAAACAGUUACUUGAAUAUUUUACUUUGUGACACUAGUAGUUCUUGUGUUUCAUUCUUCACCUUGUUGCCAGGUCAUAUUAGUACUGUUCAUUCACAACAGGGCAAGUGUCUGUAAUCGUGUGUUUGCAUGUGAACUUUCACCUGCAUCAGUGCAAUGAAAAGCCCUAAUUUAUUCUGCAUAGAAAUGAACUUUCAACCCAGACUUCUGUACAUCAGAGAACAUUGUCUUCUGUUCCAAAGGAGAGGCUGCUUCUAAUCAAAGCUGUUGAUAAGAUUUGAGUGACAUCGCAGCAUUAGGUAAUGUAUUUAUCAGGCUGAUAUGUGCCGUCUCUUAUCUUCAAUGCAGAAGCACUGCACGUUAGACAUUAUACCUGACAUCACACUUGUUUGCAUUUAAAAUUACAAAGGUAUAUUGUUAUCUCCCUUAGACACUGGAUAGGACAUACAGUGUGAAAGAAGAGUUAUUUUGAGUUAAAAAAAAAAAAACAUUUCUAGCAUAUUGAGAGAAAUAUGAAGCACUUUAAUGUAAUCGGUAAUUAAUGAUUAUGUAUAUGUAAAUUAUUAACCUUAAAAACAAAGUGUAUGACCCUUGUUCUCUAUUGUUGUUUCCCCCUGUAUACUAUCAAAACAUUUUCAUGAUAAAAAAUUAAGCAUAACAUGAUCAUUAAACAUUCUAGUAGAUUUUCUGCAGUUAACAGAGUAUUAAUGUUUAUCAC
This is a messenger RNA of Labeo rohita (rohu), 3520 nucleotides long. It is a transcript of the gene cdr2b, whose product is annotated as cerebellar degeneration-related protein 2b. The transcript has 5 exons. NCBI's taxonomy places the organism in Eukaryota, Metazoa, Chordata, Actinopteri, Cypriniformes, Cyprinidae. The record is from RefSeq and is a predicted model, not a curated record. Bases 189 to 1352 code for a protein of 387 amino acids.